Messenger RNA from Pipistrellus kuhlii (Kuhl's pipistrelle), 4744 nucleotides. RefSeq names its product G protein subunit beta 4 (gene GNB4). Gene Ontology annotation, biological process: G protein-coupled receptor signaling pathway. The record is from RefSeq and is a predicted model, not a curated record. The transcript has 10 exons. NCBI's taxonomy places the organism in Eukaryota, Metazoa, Chordata, Mammalia, Chiroptera, Vespertilionidae. The coding region runs from base 254 to 1276 and encodes 340 amino acids. Gene Ontology annotation, molecular function: protein binding; signaling receptor complex adaptor activity. Gene Ontology annotation, cellular component: cytoplasm; heterotrimeric G-protein complex.
CGCCUGCGGCCACGUCCACGCCCCGGCCCGGCGCGGCGUCGCGGGAGUUGGCGGCGGCGACGGGAGGCGCGGGCCUGGGUGUGGCCGACGGAUCGCGGCGGUGCUCGGCGGUGCUCUGCGCUCUGCUGGCCGGCUCGCCGCGCGUGGGGCUGCCGAGAACCCCGCGGACAACCCAGGCGGCGCCCGGCGGACGCGGGCCCGAGCUCCUCCAGUUGCUUUGUGUUGUUAAUUUUGAAGUAAAAAAUUUUAAAAAAUGAGUGAACUGGAACAGUUGAGGCAGGAAGCCGAACAACUACGGAAUCAGAUCCAGGAUGCCAGGAAAGCAUGCAAUGAUGCAACACUUGUUCAGAUCACAUCAAACAUGGAUUCCGUGGGUCGGAUACAAAUGCGAACAAGACGUACGCUGAGGGGGCACCUCGCUAAAAUCUAUGCCAUGCAUUGGGGCUAUGACUCAAGGCUACUAGUCAGUGCUUCCCAAGAUGGAAAACUAAUUAUUUGGGAUAGCUAUACAACAAAUAAGAUGCAUGCCAUUCCUCUGAGGUCUUCCUGGGUGAUGACCUGUGCUUACGCCCCCUCUGGUAAUUACGUGGCUUGUGGAGGAUUGGACAACAUCUGCUCUAUCUAUAACUUAAAGACCAGAGAAGGGAAUGUGAGAGUGAGCCGAGAGUUACCGGGCCACAUAGGCUACUUGUCCUGCUGCCGUUUUUUAGAUGACAGCCAAAUCGUUACAAGUUCAGGAGAUACAAAUUGUGCCCUAUGGGACAUUGAAACUGCCCAGCAGACCACCACGUUCACCGGGCAUUCUGGAGAUGUGAUGAGUCUGUCUCUGAGCCCCGACAUGAGGACUUUCGUGUCUGGUGCUUGUGAUGCCUCUGCCAAGUUAUGGGAUAUUCGAGAUGGAAUGUGUAGACAGUCUUUCUCUGGACAUGUGUCAGAUAUUAAUGCUGUCAGUUUUUUUCCAAAUGGCUAUGCCUUUGCCACCGGCUCCGAUGAUGCCACUUGCCGUCUCUUUGACCUUCGUGCAGACCAAGAGUUACUAUUGUAUUCUCAUGACAACAUUAUCUGUGGGAUCACCUCUGUAGCCUUCUCAAAAAGUGGGCGCCUCCUGUUAGCUGGUUAUGACGACUUUAAUUGUAACGUGUGGGACACACUAAAAGGAGAUCGUGCAGGUGUUCUUGCUGGUCAUGACAACCGAGUUAGCUGUCUGGGUGUAACUGACGAUGGCAUGGCUGUGGCAACAGGCUCAUGGGACAGUUUUCUUAGAAUCUGGAAUUAACCGUGCAUACAAUUUUGCUGUUCUCUAUUGUUAUCUGGAGAAAUCAGUGCUACAGCCUAUAGCUGUGAUAAAAAAAAAAAUUGUCUUAUAUUUGCGGUUGAAAAUUUUUCUAUUGAGAUUACUACAUACAAAAGGAAUCUUCCAGUAAACUACAAAACAGAAAAGAAUGAAAAAAAAAGAAAGAAAGAAAAAAGGCAAAGGUGCUUGCUAAGAUCAAAAGGACCAGUGCAUUGAGCUCAUUUAACCUUGAAGUUUUGCUUUCACUGUCUAUUGUUUUGUUUGUGUAGAACAAAAUGUACACAUUAUAGCAACCCGUCAUGUUUACUUUCAUUGAUGAACUUCAUUUUAAACUUUGUAUACAUCAGAAAUGUCACUUUUUUUCUUCCUGUACUGGGAACACCAGGUACAGUAAUAGGUGGAGGUAAUACCAUGUGUCUGUCCUUAGGUUUGAAGAGUCUCCUUGAAUUCUGAGAUCCCUUUUUAAUUUAAAAGAUCCUGGUUGCUCACUGUGUUAAGAAUGCUGACAGGUAGGUGCCUGAGGAGAGCCCUUUUGAGUUUCAUUAGUUUCUUGGUGCAUCCUUUGCCAUCUUAUCAGUUUACCUAAGUGCUCAUUUCAGUCCUUUGAGGGGAAGAUAAUCUGAAGGGUCGGGGAUGGAGAUUUCACUCUGAAUCUUCAGACCUAUGUAAAGAACUUUAUUAAUAGGCAGACAGCAAUAAUCUCAUAUAAAUGAUUCUUGGCAUUUUAAAAAGCAGAUUAUGAUCAAAUAACACUCUGGGUAAUCCUCUACAUAGCUGAACUUCCCUAUUGGUUUCAUAUUCCAGAACUGAGUUUGUAGAGUAGACUCAUUAUUCCAGGACAUGGAUGCACUUCCCCCAGUGUUCUGUCAGUGCGCAUCUAAACCGAAGGAAAUAGGAUAGCGUUGUUUUGCAAAGUGUAAAAUGUAACCAAUCACUAGAUCUGAGUAGUUAUAGUUGUGAUGGGGUGGCUUUAUGAAUUAUGUUCACACAUAUGAAAUCUGAAUUGAUGUAAACUGUCACAUUUUAAAAGGGAAACAUUUAAGCUCUGCUCUUUGAAUUUCUUUCCUUCACACAAAAUAUUGGUUUCUAAGUGGUGUGGCUCUGCUUCGAAGAAUGGCCAGAUCCAAGUGGCUCCAUUUUAAGGCCAAGAGGAACAUUCCAAGAGUAAGUACUAAAGGGGCCAGAAGAAAAUACGAAGCAAGUCAUCCUGCUGCUUGUCAAUGGAAUAAAAUGUUGUCUAUUACUAGACUGAGCCAUCAUGGAUUUAAAACAAAGAUACUCUCCCCCUUGGAUUUUCUCCUACAAAUAAAUCUGAAUGAUUGCCAUGGGAAGACUGUUAGUCUGCUUGAUGGUGAAGUCAUGGGUUAUCCUGAUACAUUAUAGAAGUGUACUGUUAAAUCAAUAAACCGUCACUGUUGAGUUAGGUCUCUGUUAACUUUUGAUCACCUGGAACCCUAAAUACUCCCAUUUUUUAUGUCAGUUCUCAUUUUUAUAUCGUGAAUGUGCUAGUAAGUGCACCAACUAUAAUGAAGUCAGUUUUAACAUCAGUUGAUAUUGAAAAGAGAAUAAAAUGAAUAAAGGAAGAUUAAGAUAUGGGUCCAAAAAACAUACUUGUAGAUGGCAGGCAUGAACAUAUAUUCAUUUAUAUACAGAUUUCUAUGAACUUUUUGCUAUUAAUAUUUGUGGGCUAUAUCACUUCGUAAAGAGCAGCUCUUUGAGAAUAGACAAGAGUAUUGUAAAGCAAAAUACAAAAGGGGGUGAGGGUAUGCCAUGUAAUUCAGCUAUUCAUUCCAAAAUCUUAAGCACUUCUGCCAUGUGAAAAUAGCCUUGUGUAGAGAGCAAUCCCCUCUGUACAGUUAUUCUAGGAACUUUAGUGAGAGGCACACAAACUAUAGUUCUAUGGUCUUAAACAUGUUGAUCAAAAUGAUUUCUUUUACUGUGUUUAUGUGGAUAGCUGUAAAGCAAUUCCCAUAAUUAAAUAUGUACCAGGUAACUGAAACCUACUAAGAUUAUGGCUUAUUACACAUGACCAGAUGUUAACCUCCUUAUCACAUUUAUUAAAUUUUUGCUUUCCAGUAAUAAGGGUUCCAGUUGGUAAAUAUAUUUACUUGCAAUUUAAGUUCAGCUGAUUAAUUCUGUUGUUCAUGAGACUUCCUGAUGUUCAAAGAACAAUGUAUAAUUCGUAGAAACACUGUAGCUUGAAUUUUAGUUUUUGAAGACUUAAAAAAUAUGGCCAAAUGGUUUUAGAGAACUUGUAUCAUCAAGAAUAUGGCCCUGGCUGGUUUGGCUCAGUGGAUCGAGGAUCGGCCUGCGGAUUCAAGGAUCCCAGGUUCGAUUCUGGUCAAGAGCAUGUACCUAGACUGAUGACAAGAACAUACCCGGAGAUAAGGAGUUAUGGGUCAGAUUGUUGGACCUCAAAAGGAGGGUGGGAAUAAAGGGGAGAAAUCAACCAAAGGACUUGUGUGCAUACAUAUGAGCCUAACCAAUGGUCAAGGACAACGGGGGUGAGGGCAUAAGUGGGGAGAAGUGGGGGAUUGGAAUGGGGGGUUGAGAACGAAUAUGUGAUACCUUAAUAAAGAAAUUAAAAAAAAAAAGAGCAUGUACCAUAGUUGCGGGCACACACCCAGUAGGUAGUGUGCAGGAGGCAGCUGGUUGAUGUUUCUCAUCGAUGUUUCUAUCCCUCUCCCUCUUAAAAAAUCAGUAAAAUAUAUUAAAAAAGAAAAAAAUAUGGCUGUUUUGGCUUAGGGGUUGGAGCAUCAGCCGCCAACCAAAGGGUCACAGGUUUGGAUUCCUGGACUAAGGCACAUAAGUUGCCUGCAGUUGGGACUUGGCCCCUGUUGGGGAAUGUGCAAGAGGCAACCAAUCAAUGUCUCUCUCUCUCACGUUAUUUGUCUCUCUCCCAUACCGCCCUCUUUAAAAUAUCAAUGGGAAAAAUAUAAUCAGGUGAGAAUUAAAAAAAAUACAUUGGAGUUAACUGAACCUUUUUUUUUUUUUUAACCUUAUGAGAAACAAGUUUUAUUUGUAGACUCUCUAAUCACCUCAAAGUUUUUAAAGAUCUGACAAGAAUUUUCUUAAAAUAUUUUAAAAACAUAUAUUCUUUUCUAAAACAAAUAGUGGCCUGCCAUGUGGUUAACUAAAUCACCCAAAAACCUGCUCAAAAAAGGACUUCUUGCAACCAUGAGCUAGUCCCUCUAUACUUGUGACUCCAAGGUUACAGACACCAUAUUGAGAUCAAUGUUCAUAGAGGCAAAGAUUUGGGAUUAAUAUUUCAAUAAUAAGAGACUUAACAAGUAUAAUAGUUCUUUUAGAUUCAGGUGAACUGAUGAAUAUGACAAAAGUGUAGUCUGUUAAACAUAAUGGAUGUAAGUGCUUCUGGAGUAUGGGGUAAACAAUUUAAAAGUUAACCUAAUAGAUGUUGACUUCUCCAGGUGAGAAAAUGCAAUUACUGUU